AUGACCCUCCUAACAAAGUCCACAGACACCACACCCCCAACAGACCGCUUCCACACCUGCCCACACCCAUACCACACGCCCUACUCCGAGAUCAACCUCCCCCCAAUCCUCUUCCGCAUGGACGCACCCAUCGGCCAAGACCUCCCAGACCUCUCCCCUCUAAGAGAAAACGGCCAAGUAGCACGAGACCACGAGGACAAAGAGAUCUGGGACUUCCCCUUCCUACCACGAUACAUCACCAGCAGUCCCCCAGGCUGGCUCCUCGAGUACUGGAUGCGCACCGAUCCACGCCUCACCUACCGCGACAUCCGCGUCCGCAUGGCCGGCCCUCUUCACCUCCGCCCCCACGAAAACGCCCUCAACAUGCGUCGAGAGCGCGACGCUCGUCGUCCUCUCCGCCUAUCCUGCUGGACGUACCGGCGUGGCACCCCAGGCCGUCUCAACAAGAUCGAUGUUGAGCGCGUCGAACGCUGGUCUAUCGAUCAGAUCCGCUACAACACCACCAUGGAUGUUGUGUAUGCCGAUGGCGGGCCUGUGCGUCUCGAAGAUCGAGCCCUGGCUGCACACACGCCCGCCACCUAUCCGUUGGAUUAUUUUCUAAAUCAGGGCAGGACGGAGAUCCCCAGUGAGCGGAUUAGGGUUGCGCAGAGCGUGUUCUUUAGGUUGUCGGAGCGGGCGAAGCAGUUGGGCCUUGGUUCUUGGAGGCAGUUGCCUGAUAAUGAGUGGCCGGACACGUUCAGGUAUAAUAUCUCUCGUUGA
Aspergillus oryzae RIB40 is the source of this 759-nucleotide messenger RNA. RefSeq lists its product as uncharacterized. Lineage: Eukaryota; Fungi; Ascomycota; Eurotiomycetes; Eurotiales; Aspergillaceae. The transcript has a single exon. The record is from RefSeq and is a predicted model, not a curated record. Bases 1 to 759 code for a protein of 252 amino acids.